AUGGCUAACAUCGACAAUCACGGCCCGACCGAGACCGACCCGAUUGAUUAUACGAGUGCGCUCUACCGUGACCCUCUUACGGAGGUUCAGGAGCCCGCGCGGUCACUGCUGCAGGAUUGGAGUGGCAUUCCCGCGGGGAAAAUUGCUCAGCAUGUUAACGACCUGAUCCUUGAGAGGGUGAAAAAUGGGGACCAGUUCCUGGACUUGGGUUGUUGUUUUGCGCAAGAGGUCCGCUUGCUGGUCGCAGCUGGCGCCCCGCCACAGAAUGUCUUCGGCGCGGACUUGGCUCCCGACUUUAUCAAUCAGGGCUACGAGCUGUUCCUGGAUAAGGAGAAGCUUCACACGCGAUUCAUUACGUCCGAUAUCUUUAAUUCCGAAUCGCCUCUCGCAAAAGAGUUCACAGGCCGUUUGAACAUCAUCCAUGCAAGCAACUUCUUCCACCAGUGGGGGUGGGCACAGCAAAUAGAAGCCGGAAAGCAGGUUAUCAAAUUACUUGCUGGUACGUCUGGAUCGAUGAUUAUUGGUAGUCAAGUUGGCUCAAAGCGGGCUCGGGAAAUCAAGUUCCCUGCUCUGAAUAUAAGUGCUUUCUUGCACAGCAUGCGGACUUUUAAGAUGCUAUGGGAGAAGGUGGCUCAAUGCAUAGGUAUUAAGCUUGAAUUCAACGCCAGCGAGAAUCGAUUUUUGGACCAUGAGAAGUAUGGGUGGUCCGAAGAGAUGGAAUCAGUUCGGAUCAUCUUCACGGUCAGGGUUAUUUAG
Penicillium macrosclerotiorum is the source of this 756-nucleotide messenger RNA. RefSeq lists its product as uncharacterized. The transcript is spliced from 3 exons. The coding region runs from base 1 to 756 and encodes 251 amino acids. The record is from RefSeq and is a predicted model, not a curated record. NCBI's taxonomy places the organism in Eukaryota, Fungi, Ascomycota, Eurotiomycetes, Eurotiales, Aspergillaceae.